GAAAAAAAGAAAGAAAAAGGAAACAGGAACCGUGUGGAUUGGACGAGGAGGGCCGCGGCUCAAUACACCGCGAGGAGGAAACCCGCGCAGUCACUCGGGCGACGAGUGAGGCUCCAGUGAAGCAGGGAAAUGGAGAUGUGUGUAGCUCUCCUCCGCCGGCCUGCUCUCUGAAGGACUCGGGGAAAACGGCCUAAUCGUGACACACGGACUUUAAAGUGGAUCUCAUUUUUAUUUAUUUUUUAAUGAGUGAAAAAGACGUAUAGUUAACACCCCCUCCUCCUCCUCCUCCUCCUCCUCCUCCUCCUCCUCCUCCCCCUUCCCUCCCCCCCUGACUCCCUCCACGGGAUUUUUCUUUUUUUCGGGGGACGUUUUUUUUGUGCUUUUUUUUCGAGGCAGGAACAAAAAAAAGAAAGAAAGAAAGAAGCAGCAAAAAACAUCGGGAGGAUUAACAGGUGACAGCUCGGACAAAUCCAAAAUGAGUGAGCUGGAGCAGCUUCGCCAGGAGGCCGAGCAGCUUAGGAACCAGAUAAGAGAUGCAAGGAAAGCAUGUGGAGAUUCCACCCUGACGCAGAUAACUGCUGGUCUGGAUCCAGUGGGGCGGAUCCAGAUGCGGACGAGACGCACCCUCCGAGGCCACCUCGCCAAGAUCUACGCCAUGCACUGGGGCACUGACUCAAAGCUUCUGGUUAGUGCCUCUCAAGAUGGAAAGCUGAUCAUCUGGGACAGCUACACUACUAACAAGAUGCACGCCAUCCCCCUGCGCUCCUCCUGGGUGAUGACCUGCGCGUACGCCCCCUCCGGCAACUACGUGGCCUGCGGAGGCCUGGACAACAUCUGCUCCAUCUACUGCUUGAAGACUCGCGAGGGCAACGUCAGGGUCAGCAGGGAGCUGCCCGGCCACACAGGUUACCUGUCAUGCUGCCGUUUCAUUGAUGACAAUCAAAUCAUCACCAGUUCAGGAGACACCACAUGUGCACUGUGGGACAUUGAGACGAGUCAGCAGACCACGGUUUUCUCGGGGCACAGCGGCGACGUCAUGAGUCUGUCCCUGUCGCCCGACCUGCGCACCUUCGUGUCAGGCGCCUGCGACGCCUCGGUCAAACUGUGGGACAUCAGGGACAGCAUGUGCCGGCAGACCUUCACGGGCCACGAGUCGGACAUCAACGCCAUCUGUUUCUUUCCCAACGGCAGCGCCUUCGCCACAGGCUCAGACGACGCCACCUGCAGGCUGUUCGACCUGCGCGCAGACCAGGAGCUCAGCCUCUAUUGCCACGACAACAUCAUCUGCGGCAUCACCUCCGUGGCUUUCUCGCGCUCCGGCCGCUUGCUGCUGGCCGGUUACGAUGACUUCAACUGCAACAUCUGGGACGCCAUGAAGGGAGACAGAGCAGGGGUCCUGGCCGGCCAUGACAAUCGUGUGAGCUGUCUGGGUGUGACGGAUGACGGCAUGGCGGUGAGCACCGGGUCCUGGGACAGCUUCCUUAAGAUCUGGAACUGAGCCGCGCACACAAAAAACAGCAAACACACACAGACAGACAGACAUCGCUCCCGCCUUGGGACUCUGUUUGCACCCUGUAUUCACUGUAUGUAAGAUUCAACAAACUGCAACAUCGUACUGUACAUAAUAUAUAUGACCUAGGUAUGAGUUUACACGCACGCACGCACACACGCACACAAGCUGUUUGCAGGACAAGACGACACAAAACCCGAACAUGUGCCCUCACUACCUACAGAUGAUUUAAGUACAGUACCGAACACACGCACACACAUAAUUUGUCAAAUGUGACACAAAAAAAAUAUGCCACUAUUACCUGAAGCCUUUUAACACGUCUAACACGCUCAUUCACUUAACACACACACACACACACACACACCUUUUCCUGAGGGACACUGCUCCUCGAGUUAAACAGGGGAGAAGACGUUAUUUGACAUUUCUGUCUUUGUUUACAAUGAAGUCCAAAACGUACUUCAGACAAAAAAAUGUCUGUACUAUUUUUGUCUCAGUACCACAUGUAUCUCGGCGAUGUUAAUGUGAAUGAUGAAUGGUUGUGGAAAGAGAAUCAUGUGAGUACAUUAACUGAAAACAGCAGCAACAAAAAACGAAACACUGACAGACAGGAUGAGCCGAUGAUCGACGGAGUCCAAGGAAAUAUCAACUCUUAUUUUCAUCUGUCCAAAACACCACGUAAUCACUGUUUUUAUAGAUAUGUACCCCCACAUACAGUUAAUCUAUUAAGUUUCGGUUUUCUUCUUUUUUUUUACAAUAUUCUAUUCAUGUUCUCCCUGUGUGCCUCAGAUACACUUUAAGGAUUAUUAACGAAGAAUAUUGAUGAAGUUAAAUUAACAAAAACAUUAAAGAUCUGAGAUUCAAAGUUGAGUGAAAAAAUAAAAACAUAAGCAUCUUAAUAAAGCAGGAGCCAGUAUUCGUACUUUGACUUUAUCAUUGUAUUAUCUGGACAUGACAAUGGUAUAAUUGUACAUAAUAUUAAUAAAUAAUAGCCUCUCCUGCCA
Messenger RNA from Gasterosteus aculeatus aculeatus (three-spined stickleback), 2511 nucleotides. It is a transcript of the gene gnb2, whose product is annotated as guanine nucleotide binding protein (G protein), beta polypeptide 2. The record is from RefSeq and is a predicted model, not a curated record. Gene Ontology annotation, molecular function: protein binding. Gene Ontology annotation, biological process: signal transduction. Lineage: Eukaryota; Metazoa; Chordata; Actinopteri; Perciformes; Gasterosteidae.